GGGCGGGGCGGGGCUUGCGGCGCCCCGGCGGGACGGGCCGCCCUCCCCGCCGCCAUGGCGGCGGAGCGGGUUUGCUGCGCCGUCAGCGUCUCCGGCCCCGGCGGCGGUCCCCUCAGCUGCAGCGGCGUGGUGCUGAGCCGCGGCCCCGGGCUGGUGCUGUGCCGAGGCGCCGUCUUCUCCCCGUUCCUACGGGGCGGCCCCGCCGCUUGGGCGCAACCCGACGCCUUGCCCCCGGACGCCCUCCUGCCCGGCCUGCGCCUCCUCGUCCUGCAGCCCCCGCCGGGCCCUCGCCCCUUCGACGUCCCGGCGGGCGGCUUGAGGCGACACGAAGCCCGGCUCCUGGCGCUGGUGCCCUGCGGUGCCUUCCAGCAGGCGCUGGUGCGAGUCUUCGGCCGAACGGAGCGGUGGCGGUUCGGCGGCGAGGAGGCGGGUGACGACCCGCGGGCCUUGACCUGGUUCGCCUGGCUGCGGGUGCCAGGGCUCGGCACCCCUGAGGGCGGCUGGACAGGCCGGGCGAGCGCCAGCCGCCUGCGGAAAGGCGAGGGGCUGCUGGCCUGCGGGUCGCCUUUCGGCGCCCUGUGCCCCGACCUCUUCCUCAACACCCUGAGCAAAGGGGUGGUGAGCAACGUGGCCGGCGAGGAGAACGCCCUGCUGCUCACCGACGCGCGAUGCCUGCCCGGCACCGAGGGCGGCGGCGCCUUCCUGCCCUCGCCGGCCGGGCCGCUCUUGGUGGCCGUCAUCGCCGCCUCCUUCUGCUGGAAGGGCGCCGAGUGGGUCGGGCUCACCUUGCUCUGCUCCCUCGACGCCAUCCUGAGCAGCAGCGCCGACGUGCUGGGUGAAGCCGGGCUGGCACUGCCACCGGUGCCGCGGCGGGAGCCAGCGGCAUCGGGGAUCAAGCAGGACCCCCCGGGCGGGGCGGCGCUGGUGGAGUGCGGGGCGGCGUGGGGGUCGGGGGUGCUGCUGGCCCCCCGCCUGCUCCUCACCUGCCGGCACGUGGUGGAAGCUGGCGUCCCGCUUCACGUAACGCUGCCGCCCGGCCCCAGCCGGGCUGCCGCCGUCCUCACUGGGCGCGUGGUGUUUGCCACCGAGGCGUCGUCCCCCUUCGACGUGGCGGCGGUGGAGCUGGAGGAGAGCGUGCCGGGCUUCGUCUCCCCACGCCUGGCGGACACCUUCCUCCCAGGCGAGGAGGUGAGCGUGGUGGGCUUCGGGGCGCUGGGGCGGGCGUGCGGCCCCUCGGUGACGGCGGGGGUCCUCUCGGCCGUGGUGGCGGUGGCCGGGCGCCCCAUCAUGCUGCAGACCACCUGCGCCGUCCACGGGGGCUCCAGCGGCGGCCCCCUCCUCUCCUCCCGCGACGGACGCCUCCUGGGGAUCGUGGCCAGCAACACCCGGGACACGGGCGCGGGGGCCACCUACCCCCACCUCAACUUCUGCGUCCCCGUCACCGUCCUGCAGCCCCCCGUCGCCCGCUACCGCCGCACGGGUGACCCCGCCGCCUUCGCCGUGCUCAACCAGGCGGGCGAGGGGGUGCGGGCAGCCUGGAGGCUCCAGCGCCAGCAGGGCCCCCCCAGCAAGCUCUGACCCCGCGCCGGGGGGGGUGGGGGGGUGUGAUAAGGGCUGGGGACAGCGCAGCCACAGCCCCUUUUUGGCCCCCGGCGCUUUCAGGGCCGGGCGACUGGACCUGGCCGUGGCGAGGAGGGGCGGGGGGGGGGGUGUGUGUGCCGUGUGGUGCUUUUCCCAACCUGCUGGUACCCCCCAAAUUGAUUUGUUUUUUUUUUUUUUUUUUUGGUUUUUUUUUUUUGUUUGUUUUCUCCCUGGAGCCAUAAACGCUGUGAGUUGA
Messenger RNA from Tyto alba (common barn owl), 1837 nucleotides. It is a transcript of the gene TYSND1, whose product is annotated as trypsin like peroxisomal matrix peptidase 1. Bases 55 to 1578 code for a protein of 507 amino acids. Gene Ontology annotation, cellular component: peroxisome. The transcript has 4 exons. Gene Ontology annotation, biological process: protein processing; regulation of fatty acid beta-oxidation. Lineage: Eukaryota; Metazoa; Chordata; Aves; Strigiformes; Tytonidae. Gene Ontology annotation, molecular function: serine-type endopeptidase activity. The record is from RefSeq and is a predicted model, not a curated record.